Molecule: messenger RNA, 1391 nt
Organism: Aegilops tauschii subsp. strangulata
Lineage: Eukaryota; Viridiplantae; Streptophyta; Magnoliopsida; Poales; Poaceae
Molecular function (GO): oxidoreductase activity; zinc ion binding
Source: RefSeq, a predicted model, not a curated record
GGCGGUUGCUGGUGCGGAAGCUCCGUCCAAAUCCGAACCUCCUCCAUAGUCCAAACCCCAACCUAAGAAAUGGAGGCGCUCGUGGUGCGGAAGCUCGGCGAUCCCACGCUGCCGCCCGGCGGCGAGGACUCGCCGUUUGCGGCGGUCUCGGGUGACCGACCAAUUCCGGAGCUGUCCUCGCCGACCUCCGUGCGGGUGCGCGUGGCGGCAACCAGCCUCAAUUUCGCGACGUUCCUGCAAGUGCAGGGCAAGUACCAGGAGCGCCCCCUGCUGCCCUACGUCCCGGGGUCCGACUACGCCGGCGUCGUCGACGCCGUCGGCCCCGGCGUGCGCAGAUUCCGCCCCGGCGACCGCGUCUGCUCCCUCGCUAGCGUCGGGUCCUUCGCCGAGUUUGUCGUCGCCGACGAGAAGGCACUAUACGCAGUCCCUGAUCGAUGUGACCUCGUCGCUGCUGGAGCAUUACCUGUUGCAUUUGGUACAUCACAUUUGGCCCUUGCCCACAGAGCUCAACUAAAGGCUGGUCAGGUGCUACUUGUACUUGGUGCUGCCGGCGGUGUUGGGGUAUCAGCUGUACAGAUAGGAAAAGUUUGCGGUGCUAUUGUCAUUGCAGUUGCCAGGGGAGUUGAGAAAUUGCAGUAUCUCAAGUCAAUAGGAGCCGAUCAUGUGAUUGACUCAAGCAAGGAGAAUGCUAUUGAGAGUGCCAAGUCCUUUUUAAAGGCUAGUGGUCUCAAAGGUGUCGAUGUUUUAUAUGACCCUGUUGGUGGCAAGCUUACUCAAGAUAGCUUGAAACUUCUCAAUUGGGGUGCACAUAUUCUGCUCAUUGGAUUUGCUAGUGGGGAUGUUCCAGUUAUUCGAGCCAACAUUGCACUUAUUAAGAACUGGACAAUUCAUGGUCUGUACUGGGGAAGCUACUUAACUCACCGGCCAGCAGUACUCAUUGACUCACUUAACGAACUCCUGUCAUGGCUUUCAAAGGGUUUGAUAACAGUUAAACUUUCACACACCUACAGGCUCGCUGAGGCCCAUCUCGCUUUUGCUGACUUGAGAGAUAGGAAAGCGGUCGGUAAAGUGAUGAUCGUUAUGGGCUCCUCAGCAAAAUCAAGACUCUGAUGGAUGAGUUCCUUGGUUUAUCGGCUAGUUCUUUUUAGCUGCCGAUUUGGAGAAUCUGAUUCUGAGAAACUGCCCCAGAGUUAGCUGUGUGUAGAAUCAGUUGUCCAAUUCUUUUCAGCUGUUGCAGUCUGAGAUUGCUGUAUAAGUUGUGUGCUGAAAGCCGUCGGAUUGUUGUAUAAGUAUGCCAGGCUAACAUAAAUUUCAUACAGGAGGGUGGCUGAAUAAUCCUCUGGGUGAAUAAAAGCUUUGGGUGCUAUGUAAAGUUUCCGCAAAUUCUCUUA